Molecule: messenger RNA, 27748 nt
Organism: Lagopus muta (rock ptarmigan)
Lineage: Eukaryota; Metazoa; Chordata; Aves; Galliformes; Phasianidae
Gene: TPK1
Product: thiamin pyrophosphokinase 1
Exons: 8
Coding region: 119-1156 (345 amino acids)
Biological process (GO): thiamine diphosphate biosynthetic process; thiamine metabolic process
Molecular function (GO): ATP binding; thiamine binding; thiamine diphosphokinase activity
Source: RefSeq, a predicted model, not a curated record
AAACAAGAAAAAAGCCAGCCUGUAAACUCCCCAAGCCGAAGUUCUGGGGCUCCGAAGCAGCGAAGCUGCGUGACAACAGCACGGGGGCUGCACGCAGGUGCUGAGGCCUCGCUGCAGGAUGCAGCCGCAGCUCGAGCGACCAGAUCUCUCUUUUGACAGAACUGUUCACUGCAGCUCCGCAAAGCACAACAAACCCACACGCAGCCGCCUUCCGCUGGGCCCCGCGCCACCGCCUCCGCCUGCCGCCCCGCCUUCCCGCUUCCUCAAUCAAGCGCCGAGCGGCGGAUCGCGGUGGGGACCGAUCCUCUCGGCGUUACCGUUACCGCCUCCCACUCCUCCCAUCGGAGUUGAACCCGACUGCCCGCACCCCGGCGGGAGAGGUGGGGCGUCCCAGGUCUCUCUGUCGCCCGGCUCUUCCGGCGGAGGCGGCUGGUCGGGCGCCCGGCGUUCCGUACUCGUAUCGCACCGUGAGCAGCGAGAGGCUAUGGAGCGCGUCUUUACGCCGCUGGACUGUCUCCUGCCCGCCGGAAAGUUGAAGUUUUGCCUUCUGAUUCUGAACCAGCCUUUCGACAGAAGUCGUUUUCAUUGCCUGUGGAGCAAAGCUGCACUGAGAGCUUGUGCUGAUGGAGGUGCUAAUCGUCUAUACCACGUCACAGAAGGAAAUCAGGACAGCUUCUUGCCUGAUUACAUCAGUGGUGACUUCGACUCCAUCCUGCCUGAAGUCAAGGCUUACUACAAGGUUAAGGGAUGUGAGUUAAUUGAGACCAUGGAUCAAGAUUUAACAGACUUCACCAAGUGCCUUCAGAUACUCCAGAAAAAGAUAGAAGAGAAGGGCCUCCAGAUUGAUUUGAUUGUGACUUUGGGUGGACUUGGAGGACGCUUUGACCAAACAAUGGCAUCAGUGGAAACACUUUUUCAUGCAACAAAUAUCACCCCUUUUCCAGUGAUAGUUAUCCAGGAGAGCUCGCUGAUUUAUUUGCUUCAACCAGGCAAACACAAGCUGCAGGUGGACACAGGACUGGAAGGUUCCUGGUGCGGCCUCAUCCCAAUUGGGAGCUCCUGUGACAAUGUUACCACGACUGGUCUCAGGUGGAACCUUGGUGACACGUGUUGUGGAUGGCAGGAAGGCUGUGAAUGUAAUCUACCUAGACUGUAGUAAAGCCUUUGACUGUGUCCCAAAGUAUUCUCUGUGGAAGAUGGCAGUCCAUGGCUUGGACAGGUGUACUUUUCACUUGGUAAACAACUGUCUGGAUGGACAGGGACAGAGAGCGGUGGUGAAUGGAGUUAAAUCCAGACGGUGACCAGUCGCUAGCGAUGUUCCUCAGGAAUCGGGAAAGGUAAAUAUCUUUAAUGAUGAUCUUGAUUAGGGGAUUGAACGAACCCUCAGUAAGUCUGGAGAGAACACCAAGCCGAGAGAAGUGUUGAUCUGCCUUGAGAGUAGCCAGAUUGGAAGGAUCCUUGGGAAGGAUCUGGAUAGGCUGGAUUGAUGGGCUGAGGCCAACUCUGUGAGCUUUAACAGGAUCAAGUGGUGGGUGCUGCACUUUGGUCAAAUAACUCCAUGCAUCACUGGAGGCUUUGGACAGAGUGGCUGGCAAACUGGACAGAGGAAAAAGUUCUGGGGUUGUUAGUUGACAGCUUGCUGAACGUGCAGUGUGCUCAGGUGGCCAAAAAGACCAAUGGAAUCCUGGCUUGUAUCAGAUACAGUGUAGUCAGCAGGAUUAGGGAGGUGAUUGUACCUCUGUAUUAGCCACUGGUGAGGCUUCGCGUCAAGGACUGUGUUCAGUUUUGGGCCCCUCACUGCGAGAAGGACACUGAGGCCCUGAAGUGUGUCCAGAGAAGGGCAGUGAAGCAGGUGAAGAGUCUGGAGCACAGAUCUUAUGAGGAGCAGCUGAGAGAACUGGGGUGUUAAGUCCAGAGAAGAGAGAGCUCAGGAGAGACUUUGUUGCUCUCUACAAUUACUUGAAAAGAGGUUGUUAGUGUGGUUGGGGCUGGCCUCUUUUCCCAGGUAACUAGCAAUAGAGCUAGAGGUAAUAGCUUCAAGUUGCACCAGGGGUGGUUCAGGUUACAUAUUAGGAAAAAUUUCUUCUCUGAAAGUGUGAUUAGUUAUUAGAUCAGGCUGUCAAGGGAGGUGGUUGAGUCACCACCAUCCCUGGAGGUUUUCAGGAAAAGGGUAGAUGUGGCACUGAGUGACAUGCUUCAGUAGUCAUGGUGUUGAUGAGGUGAUGGUUGGAAUAGAUGAUCUUACUGGCUUUUCCCAGCCUUAAUGAUUCUAUUAUUUAUUUCUCUACAUUAUCAUCACAUAAAAACAAAGGUAAUCAGACUUUCAAUCAAGCUUUUUAAUGUUUAACACAGAUCUGAGUGUAUCUAGAUUGCUGUGCUGAUUAAAAUAUGCAAAUCCUGUAGUGUAGUCAAACAAUAUCUAAACUACAGGUGCAUUCAUGAGAUUUCAUAGUCUCUGAAUAGAGAAAGACAAGGAUAAAUACCUAAGACAGAAGCUGUAUUGCAAGUUGCAAGUAGGAUACCAAAACUCUCAUUGGCUGCAUUAGAUAAACAUGAAAAUUAUUUGUUCUGUCAGCUGAGAAACAAAUGCACUUGAUUUCUUUAUUGUACUUUUAAUACAGUGGAAUUAAGUAUUUUUUUGUGUGUCUGUGAGGAUGCAGCAUGCAUUUUGCAUGUUUGUCUUAGUUAAUACAAGCAAAACAUUCAUUUAUUUUAGCUCUCAUCUUAUAGAGAUGAGAAAGUUUUUUUUUAUCCACACUUGCUAUUGUGCAGUACAUUUUCAGAACAAAUUAUAAACAUAUUCUUUCCACUCCCAUAAGGACAUACAUCUUUUCUCUAUUAAAAUCUGACUUACAGCACAGGAAUCAGAUAAUGCUUUGUCUGAUUUGACUCACCUGGCUGCUUGCUGACGAAAGCUCCCAUAUCUAAUAAAUAAAGAAAAAUCCAGUCAUGCCAGAAUUACCCACCAUUUGUCAUUAGGUCCACAGAGGUGCUUUCACAGAAUUUGAAUGAGGGUAGAAAUCAGCUGCAGUAUUCAUCACAGAAGACAUAUGAGGGCAAUGGUAAACUUUUCUAAGAAAUGGUUCCUUUUCUAGGAAAUUACUGCAGAAUAUGAUUUUGCCUGAUAAUUUAUGCUUCAUGACUAAGGCAUUUGUUAUGCUGUGCAUCAUACCUAUACUGGAAAGAUAUAGAUGUGUAUAUAUAUGUGUGUGUUUGUAUGCAGUAUGUGUGUGCUUUCCAGAUAAUUUUCAUGCAAAUUGAUUUUGUUAGGCAGAAAGUGAAAUUGAUGUAAAAAUAUUGCCAUCACAAGACUGCUACUGUCUUUUCGCUUCAAAAAGCAAUAACAAUAGCAACAGGAGCAAGACCUUCCUCUGCCUGUACAUCUGCUGACUGCAGACUUCACAGGUGGAAAAACAAGAUCCCAAAUCUUUCUGACACUGUUUACAUUGUUAAAGUAAAUUCUUUGCUGUUUUUUUCACUUCAGUGGGUUUUUGUUGACGUUGGGAGUUGCAAAUGGGACUAACAGAUUACAAAAGCCAUGGGAUUUUGUCUGUGUCAUGGCUUUAUGAUUUUUGGUUAUCAGUAUUCCACAUCAUAAUAUCAUGUAGUGCACUGGGAGUUAAGGUGUUAAUGCUCCAGUUCUGGGCACCUGUCCCAGAAGAGAAGAAGAGCUACAUACCCCAGAAGUCUGUUUGCUGUGUUGUUAACAUUUCAGCUCAGGGGGAACAGUUACAAGGCCUCGGUAGGUCAUCAGACCUUCCUUCUUCAUCAGCCUCUCCUCCCUGCUGCUUGUCCCGACUGCACGCAUCGCUUCAGCGUUUACUGUAAGGCUUUCAGACAAUCUUUCUCUCAUUGUAUUUGAUUUAUUAGCUUUAAAUCCAAUUAUAUUGUAUUAUAGUGUGUUAUCAUGCAUUCCGAUACUAUAUUUAGUGUCUCAGCUUCAGAUUGUUUCUGCUGUUUUUAAUUAUUCUGGAGUUCCCAGCUUCCCUUUUCUGGUGGAAUGGAUCUGCGAAAUCCAUCUGCCCUGCUAGUCAUGGAACCGGGCUGAACCAGCCCGUUAAACCAUUCACAGUGUGGUAGGAGAACAUGAAAAAAGUUAGUAACUCCUUGGAAAGAAAAAAACAAAGAAGGAAAGCCAGAGUAAGGGAGCAUUCUGGAAAAUGCCAUAAAUUAAGACAGAGGACAAGUAUCUACGUACCAGUGAAACUAUUUCUGUAAUCACUCCAACCUGUUUGAUAACAGUUUAUAUGGCACACUUUACUACACUUGUGGAAGUACGUACAUUUUCGGUGACAGAGUGAAAAAGUUUCACAGCUGAAUUUCCCACUCUUCCUCUCUGCUUUCCUCUUCCUCUCUCUCUUCUUUUAUUCUUCACUGGUACCAAACUUCCCAGUCUACUAGUGAAUAAAGGGGUAAUUUUUUAUAUUGUAAAAGUAGUUGAACAGAAAUAAUGGGAAAGAUGUGGGGUACCUCAACCGUAACCCAAGGAGCCUGCUGAUUGGUCCAAGGAGCCGCAUCCUAGUAACUGAACCAUAAUUGAAUCUGGAAUACUUCUCCAAACUACACUGGGGUCAGAAGCACAUUGUGAGUAAGACAUAUAGCCUUCAUCCCCACAACCACCAGGACGACCACCAGCAGGCACCGCAUGUGCAUAGAAGCAAUAGUUAGGGGUGGAGUUUGGAGUGUAGAAAGGGCGUGGAAUACUGUCAUGAAUCUCUUGAAGUAGUUGUAAUAACCACUACUUUUCUUAGAAAUAUUACAAAUAUGUGUGUAUUCAUUUUAUAAAUACAGAACCUUGCAACGUGCUGGUUAGGAGAGGCUAUCUCCUCCCCGUCCCCCGCACUCAGCAUGUAUGCACAGCACUGAAUAAGCAUGCCUUCUUUAUAACAGCUUCAUGGUAAUAGAGUUUGAUUCUGCAAGUCACUAGAUGGGAUCUAUCUGCAGAGCUUCAGUGAGUCAUUUUUCCCUAAUCACUGCAGUGCUAGGACCCUGGAUAAUCCAGUGACAGAAAUGCUGCUACUGCUCCCAGAGCUUUGGGCAUUUUUGAUCUUUUUCAAGCUGUUUGCCUGCAGUAGGCUGCCUGCCUCCCAGGUCAUUUAUUAUUUAUUACAUGGUGAAGCCCGUUUAAAUGCUUCUACAGCAAAGCAGAUGUUCUGGAGGGGGCAGCCUGGCUUCCCAAUGGAUCAGUGUGAGUCAGCAUAGGCACUACUUAGCACUGCCUGUGAUGAUACCACUUUGUGUACAUUAAAGGAGAGAUGAACAUGGAGUUCAGUGGUGCUUGGCUCCUAAAGCUGGAGGUGCAUGAUUUUCUGGACAGCAGCUGGAAAACUCAGCCAGACUACAUGAAGGAGCUUGAGGUGAGGGUUUGAGAUUUUUCCUGUCAGGUAGGUCCAGAGGGGUAGGUUCCUUACAGGUAGGUAAGAACAUCCUGAAGUGAACUGGUGGCACUUGUUUAGCUGUGUUGCUAUGACACGUUCCAGCUAUGCAAACUGAUUUCUUUAUUAAUAGUAGUGUAACAGCUGAGCUGAGAGAUGAUCAACAGAGCAAAAUACUAUUUUUUUUCCCUUACAUCCCCUCAAUAAUAACUUCGGUUCCUUCUGUUAAUGAAAAUAUGAUCUGGAGAUAUUAAGAAAUCGGUAUUUUGCUUAAGCCCAGUUUUGAUAUAGAUCAUUCUCAACUCUUUGAUUGCAAAAGAUUGGUGAGAAUUCUAAAAUCACUUGAAAAUCAGAAACAACCUGCUGCUACUGAAGGGUAGGAGUUGUAAACACUAAGCACCAUUCUGGAGAAGAGAGAGGUCUUCAGGGAGCUACCAUUUAGACUGAUGUAAAUAUAAAGUCUAUGGAUUUCAGUGCUGGCUCUGAAAUUUUCUCAGUGGGUUUCGAAGCAGAAUUUGUCCAAGAAAGAGACCUUUGAAUUCAUACUGAAGGUGUUUAGUCCGAGAGGAAUUCUCAUCAGUCAACGUGUGGAUAUUGGAAAAUCAUAUCUUUUGAACAAUUGUAAAGGCAAUGCUGAAACAUCGUUUUGCAUUUGAGUGAAAGUCAAUGAAACACUAGCCAGAAUGCAGAUAUUCAUUUGUCAUAUCCCUUGCAAAUAUGCUUUAAUUGUUUUCAUAUUUAAAUGCCCAGAUCCAUAAUCAAUGUGAAUGUCACGCUGCUAGGAGAUUUCCAAACAAAAGGUAGCUCUCUGAGGUGUGUGGCUAUUUUUUGCCAAUUUCCAGUGUUCUCAACAGGAUCACAAAAGAGCUAGAAUCAGGAUGAGGAGAAAUCAGUCAUGUCUGGCUGGAGUCUCCUAAAGUUUUAAAAUAACUUUAAAAAUUGUAUGUGAUGUCACAGUUAACAAACACGUCUCACUCUAAUUCAUAGGAGGGAAAGAAUGUUCUUUUAAUAUAUGUAUACCCAACAGCAAGAUUAAGAUACAGCGGGUCAUAUGUUAGCCCGACCAGUUUAUUACAAAUGCUAGUAGUUUAGGAAGAUGGGGAAGGGAAGACAGGCAGUGGAAAAUAUAGGAAAUAAAAGCAAGUAGUCUUUGGAGAAAGCAAGAGAGAGUCUCUGCCACCAAUUUCAGCACUGCUCAUAGAUCAGAUGUUGAUCUGCAGUAGUGAUGGGUCGUUGGGAGUUUGCUGUUUGGUUGACGAUGACGACUUUCCAGUGGUAGUACCAACUUAUUUAUAGGUCCAGAGUGGUUGAGUCAGUUCCUUUGGAGUGGCAGCUUCUGGUUUUGGGACCUCAGCAAAAACUCCUUUGUUCCCAUUUUCCAGGCCUUGCCAGGAGAUUAGAGGGAGCAGGGAGGUGCCCACCUGCAUCCUGUUUUUCACAGGACACAAUGAUGUCAUUCUCCAAUUCUCCCAUACCAAGCUGGAGUUAUUUGGUCACAGGCCAGAUCUUCUGCCAGUAAACAUUCCUGAGCACUCUCUUCCAGAGGCAAACAGCUCCAAAGAAAUGCUUUCAAAUGUAAAAUUGUCCACAAAGUGAUGUUGUUUGCCACACAGCAACACCCAUCUCUCAUCUCCUAGACAAGUCAGAGUCUUAUUGCAAGAAAUGCCUCAGAAAUCAAGCAUUGAGCCAAAAACAAAAAAGGGCUCAGACAACUCACUGUUUAGAUUCUGAGGGGGUUGUAAGUGUCAGCAGUAAUCUCUCCUUUUCAUUCUUUUUGUUCUGUUUGAAUCUUAGUAGAUACUCCAAUAUGUGAUUGAUCUCUUCUUUCUAGAAACACUGCAGUGAGGGACAUCUUCAGCACUGGUCUAUUCUUAUACCUUAAUCACAAGCAGUGAUUCCCUCUGGUAUGUCUCAAUUCUUCAUUCACUGCUCCUUUUCUAAAUGCUUUCUAUGUUGCUUCUGAAGGGCCCAUGCACCCCUUUUUCUCUCCCUGUUAUUGACAGGGCAUUAGUGGAGAAGAGGAAGAAGUGGAUUUUUCCCUCCUCUUGUAUAAAGCUCUGGAGAGGACGGGUUUCUGGUAGAUGUCAUUACUGACUGUUGUUGUAUACUUACGAAAAGUUAUGUUUUGGCUGUAAGUUAUUUAUGGCAUCCUGAUGUGUAGUUAAUCAACAAGUGACAGCUAAUGUGAUGACUGUGUUCUGAAACUACUACUCUUAAAUGCACAUAUCAAUUACAGAACACUAAGCAAAUCUAUUCUUUCCAGGUGGGUUGGAAAGUAAAAAUGUCUAAUAGAUAAAUGCAUAUCUUGCUUUAGAAGUAACUGUGACUUCUUUGGGGCAGAGUAUGCAUGUGGGGGAAUCAGGGAACAGCAGGAAGGGGAAGAGAAAGUGAAACAGAAGGAAAAAUGGAAUGCAAGGAGAUCACAUUUGGGAUCAAAGAUGAGUAUUGGAGAGAAGAAAGGAAAUACAAGGUCAAAUAGUGGGGAGAAUAAAGAGACUGAGAAAAUAAAGCCAGAGGUGAUUAAAUAGAUGGAUGGCAUAUUCCCUUUUGAAGCUCUGAACUGAUGCCUCAAUUUUGUUGGUGAUGUUAUUUCUCUGCUGUUAGUGGCCCCUCAUUUCCUAUUGCUACUUGGGGCUAACAACCUACAGCUACUGUCAGUAGCCUGCUCAGCUCAAGUGUCCUCAGGAUCUACUGCAGGCUUUGAUCCAGUCGCAAGAGAUGGCGUUAGCCAUUGGAUUUAAAAACAAGAAGGAAAGCUUCCUAUUACUUUGUGAUAUCAGGUCCUCCCAUUCAAGAGUUGUUUGGAGUUUGCCUCCCAACAGGUGGUUUGUGGACAUACACCUCAGGUGUUUUUUUCUCAGUCUGCUUAGGUUCCUGAGGGCUCUACCCUGGUCCAGCAGAGCAGAGAAGGAUGCUCAGAAGUGAACCCUGUGGUUUUAUCUCUAAGACUCAAUUGAUGUUGACAACUGUGAUCAAUUGUGCCAUUGCUCUGGAGCAGCUGAGCACAUGCAGUGGGAUUACGGGUUCUGUUUUAGUGAGCCCCAUGAGGAAGCAAUGUACACACAUUCUCUGCGGCUUAAAUCCAUACAGUAAAUAAGGCCUUGUAAAUAGACAGGGCCCAAAGUCUGCCAGUUCAGAAGAUACUUUUUGCUUAAGAAGUCUGGUCUGCUUGGUUAAUUUGAUCAUAUAAUUAAAGGGUGAAUGCUAAAGAACCUGAAUUAAAAUUUCACAGAGAAAUUUAAAUUCUAACGUCCCAUAACUCUCUGGUCCAUGUCUUCACAACCUUGGCAUUUCUUCAGUCAUCCUCUUUGUCUAUUAUAUCCAGGUGCAAGUGUGUCUAUGGGAUACUAACAGGUGAAUGCGUGUAGCAUGUCUCCAUGGAUCAGCAGAAGUAUUAAUCUAUAUGCAGUAGUUGUGCUUGCUGUGAUUUUUACAUUUUGAAGCUUUCUCCUCUAUUUAAUAAAAUACUGAUAAAACCAAUGAAACAUUUUUAAUAAGUCUGAAUAUUUUUAAUAUAUUUUAAGUAGGUGGUGGUGCAUGUCAUAAAAAAAUAGUAAAUCCACGUAAUUGGGCAUGGAAUUGAAAUCAAGAGAUCCUAUAGUCCAUAUAGAUUUUUCUGUAGCAGUAUCCAUAUACCUAAGCCAUUCUUGAAAACCUAAUUAGAAUUCCUCUUUUCUAAGGUUUCAGUGUUGGAGAUUCCUUCUUAACAGCUUCUCCAUAAAGUCUGAUCCAAUUAGGAUUUUUUUCCUUUCUGUGUUAUACAAAUAUAUUCUGUGAUGAAUAGAUUCUUCUGCUGGUAAGCGUGAGACAGAGUAUUUAUUAUCUAAUUUCAAAUAAGAAACCUCAGAAUUGUACAUUUAGGUUUCCCAAACGCAAAGCAUUGCUCUAUAAUUUACACACACAACAGCAGUACCACUGCAUCACUGCUGAUUGCCAUGCCACUUAAUUAUGCCAUUUUUAAGACUAUUUUCUAGUCAGCUGCUUGAGCAAUUGUACUUCUUGCUUCUUGAUUUAAAGCAAAGGAGUUGGAGAGAAUCAUAUGGUUUGUUUUGCUUGUUAAAAAAAGAAAAAAAAAAGAGAGAGAGAGGAGAAACGAUUAUAGAGAUGUCAGAAGUUUUUCCAUUCUAUAGAGCACUGAUAUAGCUUAAAAAGCACAAUUAUAGAAAGCUUUGAUAUGAUGAAUCUGGAUUAAGAAUCUAAGAACUUAAUGUAGACUUUAAAAUUGUGACAUGAAUGACUCAGUAUUCUUCAAGGUAUUUUCUUACUGUAUUUUGAAAUUGGGUGAUGGUGACUUGAAAUUUAGCAUUCUGGUUUUUAAUAUGUUUUAUAUUUCCUAACAUUAUUUAAUAAUAUUUACAAUAAUUUGCUAUUGUGGAUAGUUGAGUCUAGUCAGUUGAAGCUGAAGCGUGGUCAGUUUUGCAUUUGUUUUACAUAUCAAAUCCUAGUUUUCAUUUCUGUAAAUUUAGCCAACCCCUUCCUUCCCUUGCCUUCCUUCCCUCCUCCCCCCCCACCAAAAAGCAUAUUUUCUUUAUAUUAAAUUAUUUUUAAUGCAUUAAACAGAGUAGCUUUAAUUUUUAACACUGUUCACUAAAACUCAAAUAAGCUAGUUAAGCGUGUCUGCCAUGGAACCCAUUCAUUAUACAGUUUAAGAUGUUUUAGCCUUCAACACCUUGAGUACUAUGUUUUGCUGUGAGGUUCACAGCAUUAAAUAAACUUGGAGCUGGUGGAAUGGGUCUGGAGGAGGCUAUGGGGAUGAUCCAAUGGCUGGAGCACCUCUUCUACAAAGAAAGGCUGAGGGAGUUGGGCUUGUUCAUCCUGGAAAAGUCUCCAGGAAGACCUCUUUGCAGCCUUCCAGUACCUGAAGGGGACUUCAGGUGUCUCUUUGUCACCACAUGUAGUAACAAGUCAAAAGGAAGCAGUUUUAAACUAAAAGAGGGGAGAUUUAAUUUGGAUAUUAGAAGGAAAUUUUUUACAUAUAGGAUGAUGAGGCACUGAAGCAAGCUGCCCAGAGAAGCUGUGGAUGCCCCAUCCCUGGAGUUCUUCAAGGCCAGAUUAGAUGGGGCCCUGGCCAAUCUACUCUAGUGGGGGGUGUCCCUGCCCACAUCAGGGGGUGAGAUGGUCUUUAAGAUCCCAUCCAACCUAAGCCAUUGCAGAGGCCUAUGAACAAGAUGAGUAUCAGGUGAACUUUCUCUUAUGAACAGCUCUGAUAGACAGAAGUAUUUCAAAUGUCUGAAAUAACUGUAAAACCCUCACAAACUCACUUUUUCGUAAUGUACUCCAGUGUACGUUGAAGAAUUAAUAUUUUAUAAAAGCAUUAGAGCUUGAUACCAAGCUUGUGGAAUUAAUGGAAAAAUUACAAACUGACUCUAACUAUGUAUGGUAAUCUGGAAGUGCCUCUGUUUCUUACUUCACUGAACUAGGAGAGUUUAAGCCUCAAAUUUAUCCAAUGAUUGAGCCUCCCUGGUAUUUUCAUACUUGUGGCUCAUUUUGUUAAAUACAAGGGGAUUAUCCAGUGUGUAAAGCUAAACACUUGCAGAAGUACAUAUGUAUACUAAAGUCAAGCUCUGUGGCAGGAGAUAUAACCUUCAUAUAUACUUGAAAUGGCUUUUCUGUACGUAAAAUAAUGUGCCAGAAACUUAAAUCCCAGUAUCCAUGUCUAGGUAUUGGUGCUGGUUCCCAUUUGAAUCUAACACUGCAAAACUCCCUUCUCUAGCUCUGCACAUUUUUAUGUACUACUUAUCACUACAGUGAUUUACAAAAUUCAUCCUGAUUUUGCUGUUGAGUGUCUGGGCAGAAUAUGAAGACAUGAAAAAACAAAUGACUUGCAAAUAUUUCUUGCAUGUGACUUCUUUACUGCAGUUCAGGAGAUGUGGUUUCCUACUGUCAUCUGAAAUCCAGGAAGAAAACCCUAAAUCCAGUGUGGUGUUAGUAGCAUUCCUUUAUUCCUCAUGAUGCACAGCAGGCAACUUGACAGAGUUCUGGUUCUACAUUUAUACAGUUAAGACGUAUAUGUGCAUUUCUUUGGCAUACAUAUUCGCUCUUUUUCAAGGUCUCAUAGAUGUGUAUUAAUGUCCGUUCUGGCAGGCUCAGUGUUAUUCAGGGUGGUUGAGUGCCCACCUACUUCUUCCCCUUUUUUCACCAUCAGCUUCAUCACUAAAGCCUUUGACUUACUAUCAUUCACUUUUCCCCAGUUUGGAACAUUUCCAUUGCUUGUUAGGCCAUAGUGAAUCACUUUUUAAAAACAAUGUAUGUGGAACCUGACGAAAAUGUCCUUGCACAUUUUGAGGCAAAAGAUAAAAGUAUUCUGUUGUGACUCCAGUAAUUCUCAUGAAGCAAAAUCAUUGAGGCAGAAGAUAGAAAGUAUUCUAUCAUGUCACCAAUGCAAAAUCAUUGAGGAAAAACAAGACUGUUCACCCACUAAAGCUGAAAUGGAAAGUUUUAGAACUAUCACUUAUGGAUUCCUUUUGCUAAACCAAUGCAUUGGUUUUAAACUAAUGUUCUAGUCUGUAUUGCUAAGCAAAUCAGCCUAAAUCACUGUCGGAACCCUGCGACAAAUCACUGAUAUGACAGUUCUGGAAGAAAAGGGUUCUGGAUACACACCAGGCUCUUUUAAGCAGUCAUAAGGUUUUCCAUGGAAUUUCUAAAAGCAUUAGAAUAUGGUACGAUGUCUGCAGAGUUGCAUGAGAGCAAGACACCCAGAACUGAGUGAAUCAGCCACACAAUCCAAAUUCAGUGGAUAUGAAUUUGGGUGUUUGUUGGUUUUUUUUUUUUGUUGUUGUUGUUUUUGUUUGUUUGUUUGUUUGUUUUUUCCCUGUGCUAACAGUUACCACUGUUCUUUGGCUUUGUCUGCUAUGCACAGAUUUUCAAUCCAGAUUAAAAUGCAGUCCAGACUGGCCAAUGCAAGGAAUUUGGUGGAGAGUAGGAAAAUUUUCAUCAAUUCAAGGUCUGGAGUGAAACAUUAAUAUCAACACAAGUCUUAGCUGUUUGUAGUAGAAAAAUUAAAUAUCACUCGUUUUUUGUUAAUUGCAAAGUGUUAGUGUGUUUACAUUGUAACAUUCCAGCAGCCUGCAAAUGAAUUUUUGUCAAAUGUAAAUCAACACUGGCGGGCUCUGAGAGACAACUGUGUGUGCUGUGUGUGCAUGUAGAGGUUGUGCUGUUUGCCUGCACUGUGCACUAGGAGGGCAGGCUGAAGGUAAGCACCGUACCACGUGCUUCUUCUGGCUGUCUUUUGUUACACUUAUGCCUGCUUGAGCAUUAGCAUUGUUCUACAACAGAACCGAAGUGUUAAAGCCUUGCUUGGAAUUUUGGGAGCGUUCCUGCUGGCAAUUCAUUUUGCAUUCCUUGGGAAAACAUAGCUGUCAGUGGCUCUUGAGAUUGGCUUGUAUUCCUUUUACUGCUACCAGAAUUACUUGUGUCCCAGCUGAGUGUCUGUCCUCAGAAGAACUUUACUAACUAUUGUGAUUUGUUCUCCAUUUUAUGCCAUUUUCCAACUUGCCAGGGUAACAAUUCCCAUGGUGCUCGUCAGUCUUAGUUUUGCACCAGCACUCCCUGGCUUUCUCUGCCAGUUUUGUGGUGUACAUCCUGUGAUUCGCUUUACAAGAAACCCUUCAGCAGUUACUUAUGAUGAAGAUAGCCUUUAAAAAUAAAACAAAACUGUUACUAGUUACUAUGGCUCAGAGGACUACUCGCUGUCUGAGUGGGCAGCACAGCAGGCUGGAACUAGGGAUGGAACACAUCGUUAGCUCCUACUAGUCAGAUGUGCCUCUUCUCUUGCUGUUUGUCUCAUAUCAGUGAUAUAGAGACUAGCUGUUACUCUGUGCCUAAACAGUGCUCCUCAUCCUGCCUGUAGUCCUGUGCUACUGGAAAAAAGAUGAUUAACUGCAACAGGAAAAUAACUGGUGUUAGAACUGUGGAGAGAGUUGGAUUUUGUCCCCUAGAUCUUUAGAUGAACACCCAUUUUGGUGCAGCAAAGUGGAUAUUAAUGUUUUGUAAGAAAAAAUGAAUGUCACAGUUUGAUCUGGUUUGUGUGACAAGGGGUCAAAUGGACCCAUUAAUCCAUGGCCUGGGGAGAGAAGAGCAGAGGGGAAAAGGGAAAAGGUAGAUAACUGGUCCUGGAUGAAGGAAAAUGGUGGCAACAAGCAAAGGAAGAAAGCUUAGUUUACUAAAUAUAGUAGUGGAAUGUGAGAUAAUGCAAUAUAAUACAAUAGGAUUUGAAUUAAAGCUAAUAAAUAAAGAAAAGAAAGUGAGAGUUUCUGAAACCAAAGCCCUUACUCUGAUUGGAGGCAGAGACCCUAGGAUGGUCCUUGUACAGGGGUGUUGUACAUGUACAAGGGGGACCCCCCCGCACUUCCACUUGAAUUUCACAGAAAUAGAUGAGGAAAGGAGCACUCACUUCAGAGGCGGAGAUUGAGGAGUGGCUUACUAGGAAUAGGUGGGAACUGGGAGAAGCCUGCUAGAAAAGGGACUGGGCUUUCGCUUAUGAUGGCACACUGCAAAGUAGGAAAUUCCUGGAAUUCCAGUCUAAUGAUUUCAGAUAAGAAACCAAACCAACCACCACAAAGGAAGCCAUAUUCAAAAGGGCCUAACUACACACUGCAAAGGUCCAGGAAGGAGUGAAAAGCAAGAAGACAUUCGCAGAAUUAGUUAGCAUAGGACAACCCACUGUCUAGAGUGAGUUAGCAUUUCUUACUUUGCAGAAUCAUGAGUGUGCCUAUUGUGUGGUAUAAAUAUGUCUGCUUAUGAGCCACUGGUUGUGCAGCUGGGGCAGUGCUAGCCCCCUGCACUGAUGUGGCACCUUAAAAACUAAUAAACUACCUUCAUUCAGACUCUCUGUGAGUCUGAAGGAGGUUCUGCAGGUCACUCUAGUUCUGUAGUCAAAGUGGCCAGAAAGCAAAAAAGAGCAAAUCUUGUGACUCCUAGUCCAUUUUAGCUUUCCCUCAAAAUGGAAAACAAACAGAAAAACAAAGUCUUCUGGGAGUUGUAGUUCAUUCUUCAGAUAUGCCAGAACUCAUGGCAUAUAUCAACAGUCCACAGAACUGCAGCAUUAACUCUCUAACUUCUAAUGCACUUCAUGAUAUUAUGAUGUGGGAUACCGAUGAAAAACCAUGAAAUCAUGACAGUGAAACACACAAAUACGCCUCCUUCCACCCUCAGGGAUCCAUACUUCCAUUAAUUCAGCAAAUUAAGUAGGUACUGAAGGUCAAACUGUUUUCUGUCCUCUUUGGUCUAGCUUCUGAACAUUGGAAGUCCUCUGACUUUUAAGCUCAGGAUACUGUGUUUGACAUCUUUGGGCUGAAAAAGGGAAGUGGGAACUCAGAACAAAUUCUGAGUCCAGGACAGAUGCAGCAUAAUUUUAUGGCAGAUAAUCUUGCAAGCGGAGGAGAAGGAGGAGGAAGAGGAGAGUUUCUGUUUUUCUUUUAUAGUCAGAUAUGAGGUGCAACGUAUUUAAAGUCUCAACAGAGAUGAACUACGAGGCUGAGUGUCCAGACGGCUGCACAUUAAGCAAGGUUUCUGAGAUUGCUCUGCUGUUUCCCAACUGCAUUGUCACCAUCAGCACAUAGAUGAGUGGGGUGUAUGGAAGUAAUUAUUUAAUGUACACUGAACCUAAAAAGGGACAGAAAUAUGAGUUAGUACAGUGCUACAAAAUGUAAAGGUAGUUAUGUAGUAGUUACCCUAAACAUUUCCAUCUUUAAAGUGGUUUUGAGAUGUUUAAGUACAGCAGUUACUGCAGGCUGUGAUUAGACAAAUGGUUGCAAUUGGUAAUUGUAACUGACCAGUGACUGAUGAAGGCUUUAUGUGUUUGCCAUUGCAUACCACUUCCUCAACAAGGAAGGGCCCAACACUGUGGUCUGGAAUAAGCACAAAGCUGUCACAGCAGUGGAUUUUACUGUAUAUCAGCAGGCUGUCAGCAAGCUUCUUCUGGCUGCAUUCUGGAACCCACAUACAUUGACAAGGGCUGGAAAGUGCACAUGAAGGGGCUGAGUACUGCUGGGUGACAGCUCUGGGGGAAGAACCAUCCAUCCAUAUUGUUUCUCUUCAUCCUUACAUCACCCUUCAGUGGUUCCUGCCUCUUCUCAACUUUCAGUGUCAGCUGUGCAGCUUCUGCCCCUAGAUCACCGAAGUCUGUGAGACAUUAAUGGUGCAGUGUUUGACAGUCACUGGGCUAACUGUGAUGGAGCCACAUUAUAAGAAACAUUCAGGGCAGAGCGAGUAUAUUUGUGUGGUUGGGAACAAGAUGACAAACAAGUAUUUCGCUAGAAAAACUGAGUGGGAUAAGAGGUGUGUGAAAUCUAAAUAACACCGUAAUUCUAUUUGAUUUAUCACCUCCCAUUUGCUAACUAUUAAUCACAGCGGCAGCAUUUGGUAGUGAGCUUAAAUUAAAGGGAUUUUUAUUGCAGUAGCUUGAGCUUAAUAUCAGCACAUUGUGUACAAUGCAAAAAGUAACCUGGGUAAUUAAAUUACAGGGUAACUCCUCAUUCUCCAUAGAUUGUUCUGUUCUAUUCACUGAGGAAAAAAUGAGUAGGAUAUUACCAAAGACAACUCCCUGAUCACUAGCAACCUUGCUCCCUGCUCUGUUUCUUUUCCAUCACUUCACCUGCCAGUGCCAGAAUCCAGUUGUUCCUUUUCCAAUUACAUUGUAGAGCUAACAAUGAACUCAUGGCUUUUUGCCAUAUGCCUUUCAUUGGGCCUGUGUGAAAGAAGAAAAUGAUGUUCUGUUUUGUUGACCUUUCAUAUGCAAGUGAAAUGGUUGCUCCGUUUCCUUACACACCAAGUGCUGCCUGUCUGCUGUCUGCAUUAACCUUUGUGGAGUACCCCAGUGAGAUGCUAUCUUGGCACCAGCAAUGCAGACACUAGUGUGAUUGACAGGGGAUCCACAGGAGGUGAUAUGCCAACAGCUCAACUAAGGGCAUUCUUCUCCUGCACUGGAGAAAAUGUUUUUUAUGUUCCAGUGCUUAGUUGGUCUGUGAGUGCCACAGUUUGCUUUGCCAAACAGAACUUCAGAACAAGUGGUUUCUAAAUCUGGGGAAGAUAACCAGUUCAGUGUUUUCUCCAUGUGCAUUCCGCAGUUAUACAUUAGUACUGAAAUUGUUUGAAAAUUAAACUGGGAAAAGAAAUUGGGAUCUUUAGAAACAGAACACCAAUUUCAGGACCAUACAGUUUUUAUUGUGUACUAGGUUUUCACCUGUACAUUUUGCCUAAGAUUUGUUUAUUCGUUUAUUUGUAACACCAGUUUAGUGUUCCUUGCUGCCUACUUGCAUAACCAAUUCCACAUCAGUCAGCCACAGUCACUGAGGUAUAUAGCUCCUGGCUGCAUUUGCUCAUAACAGGAAGGUGUUUGCUCCCUCAGAGGGAAGUGGAGAAACAUAAGGAAAUCAUUCACUGUGCUUGUAUAGCACCUGCCAUCAGGAGCUUAAAUGGGUACUUUAUGAAAAAUAAGUGCACUGCCUAAUCUGGAAUACACACUUGUAGUGAGAAAAUGCUGCAUUCCCAUUUUUUUCAUUGAGGAAACUGAGUCACAGAGCAUUUGUCUUAUCUGAGACCACAAGCAAACCUAAUGAAAGGGUAGGAAUCGUAGUAUUCUGGUAUUUGGGUUGUUUUUAUCUUUACAGUACUAAAUUAGGUUAAAAGAAUUUUUUGCUUGUUUUUUGCAUUUGUUUCUUUUUAUUGUUUUUUGUGUGUGUGUAUGUGUGUGCUUAGUAUAGUUGUACAUAGUUAACUAUUUCCGAAGUGUAUCUAGUAAGAUUACAUAAAGAUCCAAUCUUUUGCUCAGAACAUUUGGUCACUUGUUGGUUGUUUUUAAAAUAAACUCAAGCAUUGUAUAUGUUCUCUGCUUUCACAGUCCUUUAACCUUUAGUUAUCAGUGUGAGAGCACAGUGUUUAUAGCCAGGUAACCUGUAAGAUAACUUCAUUUAUAGGACAAUGACUUACUUUGCUAGGGAUUGCUAGAGGGACUUUUUUGCUGCGGAGACUAGCUUUUGAGCAGAUAAGUCUGUACUGGCAAGGGAUCUGGAGUAAAAAAAGGCCAAUCAAAAAGCUCUUUUUAAAGCUUUUUAAAGGCUUUUUUAAGGCUUUUUUAAGGCUUUUUUGAGGCUAGCAUCAGCACUGCGGUUGUUCUGGGAGCUGGCAGCUUGUGGGUGGGCUCCUGAGUCACCAGGAGUGGAUCUGCACGGUUUAAACACCCACCCUCACCUUCGCACCUGAUAAUAAGCCUUAAAUAGCUCCUGAGAGGGAGCUUCCCAACACGAGACACAUCAGGUGAGAAAUCAUUGUUUCUGUUCAUUGAGAAAGGGGAGGUUCAGUGAGCAAGCACAGCCCAUGCUUCCCAUAGGAUGCACAUAUGUGCAUGUGGGAGGUGGGUCCAGUGGUGAGAAUUGUAAGCUCUGGUCCCUCCUUGCUUUCCUUGGCAGUCUCUGAGACCACAGGCUGAAACAUGGUCUCCACUAGACAGUGGGCUUAUUCUAAGAAGACCUUGGCAACCCAGACAGAAAGCUUACUGAGAAAUGUUGCUGUUCAGGCCUCUGGCUGUAGGGAGUGCCUGAGCCUACUUCUGCCCACGGAGAGUGGCAGGGACUUCACCUGUGUGAGGUAUGAGCAGGUGGACGAGCUGCUCAGCCUGGUGGAGCUCAAGGAUGAGGUCAAGAAAAUUAGGACCAUCAGGGAGUGUGAGCAGGAGAUCGACUGGUGGAGUGACUCACUGGCUUACAGAGGGAGGGUCUCCAGGAAAAAAAGCCCAGACAGGUGGUGGACCCCCUACCCUGUCACAGUCAGACAGACCUCACUGAUGAGGUAGGUUGGAAAAGAGUCCUGACUCAGUGUCACAAAAGACACCCCUGCCUGCCUAUCCUGCUUCCACAACUCCCUCUAAGUAACAGGUUCCAGAUGCUGGAAGUUGAAGGGGAGGUGACUGGAGAGGUGAUGGAGGAUCUGCCUAGGGCGAGGCAGUCACCCCCACACCAUGAGCCUGCCUCUGACAGGAAAGAAAGAAGGGUGGUCGUGGUGGGUGACUCCCUUCUCAGAGAAAUGGAAGGCCCCAUAUGCAGACCUGACCCAGACCGUCGGGAAGUGUGCUGCCUUCCUGGGGUUUGGGUCAGGGACAUGUCUCACUCCAAUUUAGAGGAGGGAGAUGAGGUUCUUUAAUAUCUGUAUACCCGGUGUGAGAUUAAGAAACAACGGUUCAUAUGUUGUUGCAUCCAGUUUAUUACUAAAACCUAAUCAGGGAGACGGGGAAGGGAAGGAGGGCGAUAGAAAAGGUGGAAAAGAAGCAGGAGUUACAUAAAGCGGGGAUGGUCACCAGCAGGAUCCAGCAGCGGUCCCGUUGCACGGUGUUUGAAGAUCCCGGGCAGACGCAGCAGAAGACGGGGAGCAGCAGCGUGGCCAGCCUUGGGCAGCAGGCAGGUAGACAAGGAAGUCGAGGAGCCAAUUCUUGAAGCAGCAACAGCGGUCAGGCAGCAGGCUCAGGAGAGUUUGACAGCAUGCAGGAGUCACCUCGAUCUUCCGGAAUCCCUCUCCUUCUUCAGGAGGAGUCUCUUGUCAGAAAACCUCUGUUCUUCUUGAGGAAUCUGUUGUCAGAAAACCUGUUCUUCCUGAGGAGUCUGUUGUCAGAAAACCCUGUUCUUUGUGAGGAAUCUGUUGUCAGAAACCUCCAUUCUUCAUGAGGAAUCUGUAUUAUCAGAAACCUGUUCUUCUUCAUGAGGAGUCUGUUGUCAGAAAACCACCAUUCUUCAUGAGGAGUCUGUUGUCAGAAAAACCUAUCCUCAUGGUUUUCAGUUCCUCUUUUAUCCUCCUUGUUCUCCUGCCUACCUGACAAGGAUGGGCCUCCAGCAAGAGUCAUUGAGUACCCUCUAAGAUGGCCCAUCAUCCUGAGAUAGGUCCACACAAAGGAGCACUUCACAGCUAUUUAGCUGCAGUUCAUGUCGCUCUGGUCGCCCCUGGCCUUGUCCAUCUGCGUUCCCCCAGACAAAGGAUUUCACAACCUUUGCCUAGGGCUUGCCUGGACUUGUCCAUCUGUCUCCUUAAGACAAAGGUUUUCACGGUCCUUGCUCGGGACUUGUCUGGACUUGAACAAGUCCAUCGGUGUUCCCAGCAAACUUUGAGACACAGACGUUGACAGAAUAAUAUCUUACAGAGUAAUAUCUUACACCACCCCGUGACUCAAAGGUUGUUUUAAAAUGGGACACAGAUGAUCCAUGCUGGUGAGAGAAAAAGAUAGCAAGCAUAGGGGUAAAGAAGGGGGGGGGGAGCAGGGGGUAGGGAAUCAGAAGUUUCAUACAGUCAUUACAAGAGAUUCAUUGGGGUUGCUUACAAAUGUUGCCCUGAUCUGCUUGACUUCCCCAUCCACAGAGGAAGUUACAAAGUACAUAGAGGAUACAAUACAUUUUAUAAAACACGGAACCAUACAAUUAGCAGACAUAAGAGUUGCAACAGCACACAAUAUCAAUUUGCCACAGACACAGAAUCACAGAAUCACAGAAUUGUAGGGGUUGGAAGGGACCUCCAGAGAUCAUCGAGUCCAACCCCCCUGCCAAAGCAGGUUCCCUACAGUAGGUCGCACAGGACACCACUCGGUGAUACUUCGGGAGUAGUGACACGAAUGUUACAUAAUGAAUAAAAAGUAGAAAGUGAAAAGAGGCAACCAUACAUUUGGCAAUAACCAAUAACAAAUAAAUAUAACAAACAGAGAUACAACAUUACUACCCACAACAACACAAAACAUAGUACUUUUGCAACCAAAAUACAAAAUGUAAUCAAGAGGUAUAUUCAGUAUUCUAACAUGAUCAAAUUUUCAAUAUUUCUGUUACAAAACAUUAGAGUCCUUUCUGUGUUCAGUCAAGGUCCAUAGGAGUAUUCUGAAAAAAUAAAACAAGACACCGACUUGCCCUUUUUUGGGGGGACUUAGUUAAUAUGGUUAACAAAUGAGGGAACAAUCCAGCAAGUGUUAAUUUUAUAUUCCUUUUUGGGUGUGUCCUUGGCCUUCCAAGGAUAUUUGUUAAUGUAUCCCAUUAAGGUUAGGGAAACCAGCCUCAGGUUAGCUGAGCCAAACACAGGCUGGCCCAGGCAAUAAGUGUUUCUCCUUUGUUGUGAGCUUUCUAAUACAUCCACCCUUCACCGCCCCCCACCCCGCUCACUUGGGGGGGGCGAAGACAUCAGUUUUCUAAUGGCUUGGAUAGCCGUUCAGGUUCCCUGAGAGAGGCCCUAGGACCUGGGGUUUUGCUUUCCUUUCACCUACUUGGGGAGAUUACAAAGAAGUAGCUAAGGUAUGCAGGGAGGAAGUUAGUUAGGAAGGCAAAAGCCCAACUUGAACUCAGGUUGGCCUCUGCAAUAAAAGACAAUAAAAAAUCCUUUUAUAACUAUAUCAACAGCAAAAGAAGAACCAAAGAUAAUUCUCAUCUUAUACUUGAUGCAGCAGGGAAUGUGGUCACUGAGGACAAGGAGAAGGCUGAGGUCCUCAAUGACUUCUUUACAUCUGCCUUUAAUAGCCAGGCCAGUUAUCCUCUGGGCUUUUUAUGCCCUGAUCUGGAAGUCUGGAACGCUGCUCAGAAUAUGCCCCCAGCAAUUCCGGUGGAGACAGUCAGAGAGCUCCUCCUCCAUCUGGACUGUCACAAGUCCAUGGGACCGGAUGGGCUGCACCCUCAGGUGCUGAGGGAGCUGGCGGGGGUGAUUGCUUAGCCCCUCUUGGCCAUCUAUUAGCGCUCCUGGUUAACUGGUGAGGUUCCAGAGGAUUGGAGGCUUGUUGAUGUGACUCCCAUCUUCAAGAAGGGCCAUAAGGAGGAUCCAGGGAACUAUAGGCCUGUUAGCCUGACCUCGGUACCAGGGAAAGUUAUGGAGUAAAUCAUCUUGGAUGAGAUUGCACGGCAUGUGUGCGAUGUCCAGGGGAUCAGGCCCAGCCAGCACGGGUUUGUGAAAGGCAGGUCGUGUUUGACCAACCUCAUCUCCUUCUAUGACUGGGUGACCAGUCUGGUAGAUGAGGGAAGGGCUGUUGAUGCAGUCUACCUAGACUUCAGCAGAGCCUUUGACAUGGUCUCUCACAGGCUUCCUCUGGGGAAACUGGCUGCCCGUGGCCUGGUCAGGCCUACCCUUCUUUGGGUAAGGAACUGGCUGAGGGCUGUGCCCAGCGGGUCGUGGUGAAUGGAGAGAAGUCCGGCUGGCGACCCAUUUCAAGUGGUGUCCCCCAGGGGUCAGUACUGCAGCCCAUCUUGUUUAAUAUCUUUAUUGAUGACCUAGAUGAGUGCACCCUCAGUAAGUUUGCAGAUGACAACAAGCUGGGAGGUGGUGUUGAUCUGCCUGAGGGUAGGGAGGCCCUUCAGAGGGAUUUAGAUAGGUUGGACCGCUGGGCUGAGGUGAAUGGGAUGAGGUUCAACAAGGCCAAGUGUCGGGUCCUGCACUUUGGGCACAACAACCCCAGGCAGCGUUACAGGCUUGGGGAUGAGUGGCUGGAUGAGUGUGAAGAAGAGAAGGACCUGGGGCUGUUGGUUGAUGCUCGGCUGAACAUGAGCCGACAGUGUGCCCAGGUGGCCAAGAGGGCCAAUGGCAUCCUGGCCUGCAUUAGAAAUGGUGUGGCCAGCAGGAGCAGGGAGGUGAUCAUCCCCUGUACUCAGCACUGGUGAGGCCGCACCUUGAGUACUGUGUUCAGUUUUAGGCUCCUCACUGCAGGAAAGAUGUUGAGGUCCUGGAGCGUGUGCAGAGAAGGGCAACAAAACUGGUGAGGGGUCUGGAGCACAGGUCUUAUGAGGAGCAGAUGAGGGAGCUGGCAUUGUUCAGUUUGGAGAAAAGGAGACUCAGGGGAGACCUCACUGCACUCUGCAACUUCCUGAAGGGAGGUUGUAGUGAAGAGGGAUUUGGCCUCUUCUCCCAAGCAACGAGCAGGACACGGGGUAAUGGCCGCAAGUUGUAUCAGAGGAGGUUUAGAUUAGACAUAAGGAAGAACUUUUUCUUUCAGAGAUUGGUCAGGCACUGCAAUGGCUGCCCAGGGAGGUGGUGGAGUCGCCGUCCCUGGCAGUGUUCGAGAGGUGUCUGGACAACGUGCUACGUGACGUGGUUUAGUGCUAGCGGUGGCAGUGGUGACGAGGAGACGAUUGGACUAGAUGGUCUUAUAGUUCAUUUCCAACUUUGUGAUUCUAUGAUUCUAUGACUUUUAGAACUAUGGCCUGUUUUGUUGAAGACUGCUCCCUCAAACAAGCACACUAUGCAGUCCCUGACCAGACUGCUCCAUGUUGCACAGGGCUCAACUCUGGAACUGAGUGCCACAGGAUGCUGAAGGGACCAGAAAUAUAAAUGGAGUCGGGAAAAAAAAAUCCAACAAAAUUGUUGAGGUACAAUACAGUAAACAGAGAAAUACAGUCUGCAUCUCAAGUACCUCUAAGGUAGAGCUAGCUGCCUUUUGAGGAAGGGAGAGGAAAAUAGUGCACUAUAUUGUCUGUCUUUUAAGUCCUUUCAUAAUUUCUCAUUAUUGACCAUUGUCUAGGACUCCUAUCUCCAUGUCCCUCUAGACUGACAGCAUUGGCUGCUUUUUGCUCUUUUGACCCCUCAGGGUUGCCAACCUCUAGAUUGGGCUGACCAGGAUUCCAUCCAACCUGGCUUUCAAUGCCUCCACAGAUUGGGCAUUCACCACCUCUGUGCGCAACGUGUUCCAGUGCCUCAUCAUCCUCUGAGUAAAACAUUUCUUCCUAACAACUAACCUAAAUCUCUCCUCCUUUCAUUUAAAGCCACUCCCCCCUGUCUUGUCACUAUCAGACUGUAUAAAAAAACUGCAAUGAGGUCUCCCUGGAGCUUUCUCUUCUCAAAGCUAACUAGAUUAUCUUUAAGGUCCCCUGCAACCUAAGCCAUUCUAUCAUUCUAAGACUCUUUGUCCUAGCAAGAUAUCAGGUUCUUUCCUACUUUGGACUCCUCUCCCAGACUUUUUUUCCCUCUGUCCAGAUUAGGGAUUCAUCAUUUCAGUUUAAGUCAUUCUUUUUUGGGCAGAGAACUACAGCUAUUCACUCUUCCUCAGAAAGCAUUCCUUGGCCCAGUUGGCUGCCUACACCAUGACAAUAUGUAUGGUGUUUCUCUUUUGGAACAAUCUAGCCUGCCGUAUCUCUGUUUAGCAUCUCUAGCCUCUUUCUGCGAGUGCAGUCUAGGGCUGCUGUAAAAUAAAGCUUUGGAUUGCUUGCAGAGUUGUCUAACUCAGUUGGCAGUCAAGAGUCUGCCUCAGUAUUUUAAUGGGCUUUGACUGAAAGGAUUUCAGAGAACUUCUGCUCCUUUGCUUGAAAACAUGCUUUCUUUGUGCAGGACUUUUAACAACUUCCCCUAAGGAUUAAAUUCACUUUGUGUGGAAGGUUUUGCAGCUACAAGGUAACCUAAGUUUUACUCUGUGGAAGUAGAGGUACAUGAAAGUUCUAUUUGUUAUGCCUUAGGAAAUUGACAUUUUGUUAAUUACUCUUGUCAAGCUGUGAUUACCGACAAGAAGUAGAUUCUUGGCAACUCACCUGGCAAGCAAAAAAUUGACCACUUUCCUCAAACCCUCUUAAAGAAAUAGUAGUUCUCUUCAAAUUCAACCCGUUUGUAACUUUGCUGAAGAACAAACAUUCCCUCAGCUGGCUCAGAGGGAAUGCUUGAGAGCAGAAUGUAGUCAUAAACAAAGCUUAUCUCUAGCCCAUGUUACAAAGCUUAUCUCUAGCCCAUGUUACUUUUUUAGAGUUACAGUUUUUAGGAAAAUCAGUUUUAGGACUUGAAGUACAGAUUAGGUGUUCUAUGGUUACCUGCUUGGCAUGUUGCGUCACCAUCCUGGAAGGUAAAACUACUAAGCUUUCUAAAGGUUGUAACGUCUCCUUGUUUUGCUGCAGAUACACUAUGCUAGCAGCUGCCAGGAGCAUAACAUUGGAGAAUUCUUACUGCAGCUAUUCUACAUCUGUGACUUUUAUGCUACUACAUAACAUUUAUGUACAGAGUGAUACCAGUGGAAAAAGCUGAUGAGUGAAAAAAUCUGUACAUUCGAGUAACAAAAUCCAAUACUGAUGGGAUAAAUACAUUCUGAAAUAAAUGCUGCCUUUGGGGUUUCAUGUGAUGUUGUAAUUUUCAACUUGGGAUAUCAUUCUGUGGACUGUGGUCAGCACACCAGAGGUAUGGCAUGCUAUCCAGAGAGACAUAGAUAGGCUUGAUAAGUCAGCCCAGGUGAACCUCAUGAGGUUCAACAAAUCCACGUGCAAGGUCUUGCACUGUGCUGGUGAGGCCUCACCUGGAGUACUGCAUCCAGAUGUGGAGUCCUCGGUACAGGAGACACAGACCUGUUGAAACACACCCAGAAUAAGGCCACAAAAAUGAUUCAAGGGAUGGAACACCUCUCCUACAAGGACAAGCUGAAAGAGUGUUCAGCCUGAAGAAGAGAAGGCUCCAAGGUGGCCUGAUAGCAGCCUUUCAAUAUCUAAAGGGGAGCUCCAGGAAGGAAGGGACAGACUCUUUAGCAGGGUCUGUGGUGACAGAACAAGAGGAAAUGAUUUCAAGCUUAAAGAGGGUAGUUUUUUAUUAGAUAUAAGGAAAAGUUGUUUACAGUGAAGUUGGUGAGGCACUGGAACAGGUUGCCCAGGGACAUGGUGGAUGCCCCACCCUUGAAGACUUUCAAGGUGAGGCUGGAUCAGGCCCUGGGCAAUCUGAUCUUGCUGUGGAUGCCCCUGUUCAUUGCAGGGGAGUUGGACUAGAUGACCUUUAAACAUCCCUUACAACUGUAUAGCUUUGUGAAGAUUUCUGCUGUGCAGAAGAUAAGUAGUAUGGACAUGAAUCUCUCUUCUCUCUCUCUCUCUCCUUCCUCUUCUUUCAUAUGGGACCAGUGCAGAUAAAAAAUAGAAAAAGAAAAAAGAAAAAGAGAAAAGAAAAAAAAAUGAUGGAAAUUCAUUAUGUGGAUGGGAGACACAUUUGCAAGUGUAAGUGUAGACAGGACUUGAAUAUAUGUGGGAUAAGGGGAUUGGUUUGUCAGAGGUACUUCUUUAGUCAGUAAUCAGCACCAUCUAACUUCAGGAGGGUAACGUUAAAUUUUGUUUUAGUGCUUCAUACCUUUUUUUUUGCUUCCACUCUCUACCUCUGGCAGAAAACUUAAGUCCCUGAACGGAAAUACCAGAUUGUCCCAAAUAACCCAUGCAGCAAUGGCUGAUCUUGAGGAUGUAUGAUCCCUAGUACAAAAGUAGUUCUUCUGAUUCUUUAUUUUGUGCUGCAAGUGUUGUGCCAUCUACACAUGGACUUGCCUGGCCUCCAUGCUCCAGUACACAAAAUUGCUGUUUCCCUCUCCUGUAGAUAUAAGCAAUGGAAAGAUAAACAGCUCAUGAGCUGAAAGUUAGAGAUAUUAAUGAUUGUCAGUCUUGUGUCCUGGAUCAAAAGGCAGAGUAGUGACGGGUCCCUUGAAGCAAGCAGUGGCAAUUCUGUGCUCCCUGCUGAGAAUGAAUCAUGUGAUCUUCCCAUGUUAUAAAUGGAAAAUCUGAUAGGAAUAGAUGGUGCCAAAACUCCUGCAUAUGCUAAUCGAUGGUUCAGCUAAUGUAUGGCAGUAGUAGGAAAUUCUUCAGAAUAAAAAUCAUCCUACUGCUUGAAAGGGUAGUGUUUUCUCUUUGAAAGCAAAAUUUAUUGAAUUACGGUACUUAAUAUUUUAGGUCUUCUGCCUUGUCAGAUGAAGCUUUGCUAGAGCUAGCAGCGGUUGAUUCAAAUAUAUAGCUUCUGCAAUAGUCUGGAGAUGACACUAAAGUCUUCACUGCCGCUAAUCUGGCUGGGGAUGACAAUUAGAGUGAUAACUAUGUGGGAGCUCCAGCGUCUCAGAAGCAAAGCAGAGCAGAUUUUUCUUUGUAGAGAAUUUGUUUCAUGAACAGCCCAAAGCAGUAAAUCAAACACUUCAGUGUUUAACUGAUGCAGGUCACCUGAUACAAUCGCAUGACAUUUUGCAGUAAAGCAAAGCUCAUUAUUAGUAAAAUUGUAUUGCUUUGUACAUUUUAGUUUUGGAAUACAUACAUAUUCAUUACUUUGUCUGCUCUUGAAAGAUUUAGCAGUUGGUUAUUAUAGUUAGAUAAUUACUAAAUACAUCUUGUUAUUCUGCAACUUGAAUGAAAUGCAAACUUGGUGGCCAGCAAGGAAUACUCAGAAAAACUGAUCAGUGCUAAACUGAAAAAUAAUUAGAUAGUGCUGCUUUCUGCAGUGCAUGAUUUCACUCUGGAGUACAUCAAACUGAGAUGGUAUUGCAUUUUGUUCAGCACUGAUUGUGAGAUUUCCUUCAAGGAGUCAAGUAUUGGGAUGGGUUGCCCAGGGCAGUGGAAGAAUCCCCUCCCUGGAGGUGUCUAAGGAAUGUGUGGAUGUGGGCACUGAGGGUCGUGGCUUAGUGAUGAGACUGAUCAGUUCAGAUUGACGGCUGGACUUGGUAAUCUUGAAGGUCUUUACCUCUUUCUGUUUUAAUUUUCCUUGGAAUCAUCAUUAGUAAAUCAGAAGUGCUUCAAUGGCCAUACAGCCAAUCUCUAUGACAGCACCAACAUAAACUCUGCCUUUGCAAUACAGUAGUAUUCAGGGUAGCUCAUUAACUACUGGGAAGACUGCUAAAAGUAAUGUGUCUGUUUUAGUAGAUUGUAGUAGUAGAUUAUAUUUCCUCAUUGCAGAAAAUGAGCCCAUCAGCAUAUUGUUUUUUCCUUCAGCUAGUACUUCUCAGGCACACAGAACAUAACAAGAUUCAGGCCAGCAUGUCAUAGAAUCAUAGAAUCAUAGAACAGCCUGGGUUGAAAAGGACUGUAAUGAUUAUCUAAUUUCAACCCCAAUGGGGGAGGGGUUGUAAGUUUUGCAGUAAAAAAAAAACAACAGCUACAGAGCCAUAGUCCUUGUAGGAAUGGAGAUUUGGAGUAGUCACUGAAAGGAUGGCAUUACACCUGGGUCAUUAGGGGUUUUAAAGACAGGAAUUAAUCAUUUCUGAAAUUAGACCACAUUUCUAGCUAACUGGAACCCUUACUCUCCAAAUGUAGGAACAGGGCCAAAAAGCAUCAAACUGGUCUAGAAGAAGGCAAGUAUAUUUUGAUUUGCAUUGAGUGUGCUGUUCUGGGAAAGAUAGUCAGAGGUAUGCAGAUAUUUUUCAAAGUUUUCUUUUUUCCUCCUCCUAGUUACACUGCCAAUAUUUGGUUUAUCUUAUACUGACGGUUAUUGUUUCAUAGGUUAAACUAGCACUUCUCAUUUUUUUCUUCUUAACUGACACCUUUUUCUUGUUAUGUGUACACACCUUAAAAAAAAGAAAACAAUCUUUAUAAUAAUGAUCUUGAGUAAAGACCCUGAAUCUACAGGGAAGAGUGUUUCUGGUCGCUCUUUUUAAGCAAAUACAGAAACAUGUAAUGAGUUCAGAAUUCCUCAGUUCUCAUCAGAUUUAGCAGAAGCAUGACUGAAGCAUGCCC